CAGCACCGUCACUCGCUCAGUCGCAUCGACUCACCGACUUGGAAACCAGAGCUUCAGCGGAGAUAGCAGGCAUUUCCUCACCGCCUCAGGCUAACUCGCUCUCGGCUUUGGUUCAGGAUGGAGACCCGCUCGACUACGCGGAGCUGCCGGCGUUCCAGCACUCGUACCUUCAAGAGUGGUCUGUCCCUGUGGCUGGUCCUGUGGCUGGUGCUGGUGAAGCCGGCCCCCGCCCGUGGGUGCCCGCGCCUGUGCGUGUGCUACCCCUCCCCCAUGACGGUCAGCUGCCAGGCGCAGAACUUCACCUCCGUGCCAGCUGGCGUGCCGUAUGACUCGCAGCGCGUCUUCCUGCAGAACAACCGCAUCACUGAGCUGCGGGUCGACUCCUUCGGCUUCCAGACUCAGGUGCUGUGGCUCUACUCCAAUAACAUCACCUGGAUUGAGGCGGGAGCCUUCAGUGAGCUGAGGGAGCUGGAGGAGCUGGACCUGGGGGACAACCCCCACCUGCACCGGCUGGAGGGCGGGGCCUUCCGGGGCCUGGAGAAGCUGCAGAGCCUGCACAUGCACCGCUGCCGGCUGGCCGCCCUGCCCCACGACAUCUUCCGCAAGCUCUACAGCCUGCACUUCCUGUACCUGCAGGAGAAUCAGCUGCACUUCCUGCAGGACGACCUCUUCUCCGACCUGGUCAACCUCAGCCAGCUCUUCCUGCACGGCAACCGCAUCCGCACCCUCUCCGAGAACGUGUUCAGGGGCCUGGUCAACCUGGACCGCCUGCUCGUGCACGACAACCGCGUGCGGCAGGUGCACCGCAAGGCCUUCCGCGACCUGGGCCGGCUCACCAUGCUCUUCCUCUUCAACAACUCCCUGGCGGAGCUGCCCGGGCAGCCGCUGCGCGACCUGGGCUCCAUCGAGUUCCUGCGGCUGAACGGGAACCCCUGGUCCUGCGGCUGCGAGGCCCGGCCGCUCUGGGAGUUCUUCCGCCAGUCCCGCGUGUCCAGCUCCGAGGUGCUGUGCUCCUCUCCGUCCCCCCGCCGCGGCCAGGACCUGCGCUUCCUGCGCGAGAUGGACUUCGCCCUCUGCCCGCUGCCCGACCCCGGCUCCCUGGCCGGCACCACCACCACCACCUUCAGCACCAAGACCCGCUGGUGGUUCUCCAAGGCCAAGGCCGCCGCCUCCACCAAGUCCUCCUACGCCAAGACCUCCGAGGCCGUCAAGGCCUUCCCCUUCGCGGUCAAGCCCCUCCUCGGCCCCUCCACCUCCUCCUCCUCCUCCUCCUUCCCCUCCAAGUACGAGCUGGCAGAGGAGGAGGCGGCGCUGCCCAAGCUGGACCCAGAGGAGUACUGGGCCAACUAUGGGAACGAGGACGCCUCCUCCGUGCGCUGCUUCGAGCUGGAGUGCCCGCCCGGCUUUGACUCUCCCGGCCUUCCUCCCUCUUCCUCCUCCUCUCCCCUGCUCUCCUUCCUCUCUGUUUCCCUCUCCCUCCUCGCUUUGUCCAUUCAUCUACUCUUCGGCUGAGUCUGUCCUUCAGUCGGACACCCUCUCCUUCGAUGGGACGUCCCCUCCCACCGCCACCUCCUUUCUCCAAACUGUGCUCCCUUUCUUUCCUCUACGGCUUCUGCAGACCUGUACCUUGAUCCAUUUUUAAGGUUACCCCCACCCCCUACACCUCCAUAUGGGGGUGAUGCAGACACUAGAGGGCAGUAGGGAGACUGAGCUGGUGGGGCUCAUGGUAGAGAACAGAUACAGGUAGAGGAAGCAUAAAAUCAGUCAGCACUGGACUGUUACUGCUUUUUAAAAAAAUGUUUUUUUUGAAAAAGCUAAUCUAUCUACUGUUGCUGUUUAGCAUUUUAGUAUUUCAGCAUUCACAGGAACAACUCUGAUGUGUAAUAACAUCCCUGGUGCUGUCACCUGGGCUUUUUACAGCUAUCGCUAAUGCUGAUGCUAAUGCUAACACCAGUGCCACCUCUACAGCUAUGACUACUUCUGUUCUAUGCUUUUUUUCUUUUUGCUAAUGUACUGCUACUGUAAUGUACUGCAGCCGCUGUCGCCUCUGCUACUGUUAUUGCUAGUGCUAAUUGUUAGUUAGCAUUGAUGCUAGUUAGCCUGGCCUCGGACGUUGCCAUGGCGACUGUGCCAUGGCUGCCGCUGGCCUAGGGGUCAGGGGGUGGUGGAUGUUUCUGGAUUUGCCCUGGCGUUGCUGUAAGGCCGCUAAUCUCUUUCACGGGCAGCCAUAAGGCGUCUCCGAGGGCAACCAGUUUCCCACAGAGACCGUACUGGCAGCAGAACCUUAGCGCUAACUCCGCUGAUCUGCUCCAUCGCGCCUCCCCCUCGCCGCCGCAAAACAACCAUCACUGCUGUGCAACAGUCCAUUUACUGUAAAAAAUACACACACACACACACACUCACACUCACACUCACACUCACACUCACACACACACACUCACACACGCACACACACACACACACACACACACACACUCACACAUCGUAUAGAAAGAGUGUGUCUGUUCUCAGGGCAGUGAAAGACAGCUUACUGUGAGAGAGGGCAGAAUGCUGCUCAGGGCUGUGACACUAGUACUGUACUUCACAGAGACACUCAACAUAUGCAAACAGAGAGAGAGAGAGGGAGAGAGAGAGAAAAAGCAAUAGCGAGAGAGGGAAGGCGAGAGAGAGAGAGAGAGAAAUAGCAAUAGCGAGAGAGGGAAGGCGAGAGAGAGAGAGAGAAAUAGCAAUAGAGAGAGAGGGAAGGCGAUACAGAGAUAUAGAAUCAGAGAAAUGUAGUAAGAUGAGGAUGGUGAAGAAAAGCGCUAAAGAGGAUUUGACAGACGGAGAGACAGGGGGAGAAAGUGGAGUAGAAAGAGAGGGAGAUCUGAGAGAGAGCAGAGAAAAAGGCUGAGUGUGAGAGACAGAGAGAGAGAGAGAGGCUGAGUGUGAGAGACAGAAAGUGUUUGCACACAAGCACAGCGAAGAGAGGGCUGGCCCGGAGAAACAGAGGAAAGCAGAAAAUGUGUUUUUAUAGAAACUGUCGCUCGUAAUUCUCAAUCCAUUCAUACAAAACACAUCUCACAUCUCACAUGCUGUAAAUAUGGCUGUGCGUUCCUUUGUGUUUAGAGAGCAGUGAACCUGUGCAGGUGGAUGCAGUGUUGUAUGUUCUCUGAAAAAAAGGUGUGUGUGUGUGAGCUGGGACUGGACAGCCAGCUGAUUCAUAUUUUAUCAUUCUUGUACUUAUUCUUUAUGGAAAUACAGUAAACUAACUGUCUGUACAUUUUGUUUUUGAGUUCUUCUUCAGUGUUCCUUUCCUAAUUCCAGCCCAAAACAGAGCAUUAACUUUGUCCCAGAGAUUUGUAAUGGUAACGGAAAGUGAGAUUAGCUACUGCUAAUCUUACCCAUGACCCCUGACCUGUGACCCCUGACCUCUCCACACACCAUGAGACUGGACUCUAGAAAGUGUUCCAGAAAGAUUGAGCUGAACGGACAGAAUCAGGAAAAGGCGGAUGUACUGACAGACCUAACUGGCACAAUGACCAGGCACAAACGACACAAAUGUCCAGGCAAAGACAGCCCCUGUUUGACAGAUGGACAAAUAUACUGGGAGCUGACUCCAGCUGACAGACUGACACUGAUUUGGUGACUCAUUGACACACUAAAAAUGCGUUACACUGGUUAACUGCCACCUGAAUAACGGAAGCAUUAGCUGACAGACAAAUAGAUACAGACAGAUACAGAGGGAUGGACAGGCAGACAGAUGGAUAGGCAGAAAGACUGGCAGACAGACCAGGAGAUGGGGGGAUGGUGCAGGUGACUGAAGAAGGGAAGAAGAUAGGAUGAGCAAAUGAAAAGCAGACCUUCCCCUUUUCCAGGAUUCUCCUUUAGUCUAUAUUCAUCCUUCUGCUUGUCUCUCUCCUUCUGUCUCUCUCUGUCUCACUCUGUCUCUGUCUGUCUCUCUCUGUCUUCAUCCCUGUCUAUCUCUCCCUUUCUCUCUCUCUCUCUCUCUCUCUCUCUCUCUCUCUCUCUCUCUCUCUCUCUCUCUCGUCUCUCUCUCCCCCAUGCUUUUAGUGUUUCCUUGGUGAUGGUGGGGGUGAAGGUAGGCGUCUCUUCCUCUUUUGGGCACCUGCUUGUUUAUUUCUGUCUCUCCCUCCCUCCCGCUCUGUAUGUGUGGAGAACGCAGGGGUCAGGGGUCACUGUAGAUGUGCUCACUGAACACAGAGCAGGGAGCUGCAGGGUAUCUUCAGCGAGGGGAGGGACAGAGAGAGAAAGCGAGAGAGGUAGAGAGUGAAGGAGAGAGAGAGGAGAGGGAUAGAGAGAGUGAAGGAGAGAGAGAUGAGAAGGAUAGAGAGAGUGAAGGAGAGAGAGAGUGAGGAAGUGAUGGAUAGAGAGAGUGUGAGGUAGUUGGAGAAAGUGAGAGAUAGAGGAGGAGAGAGAUGGAGAGGGAGAGUGGAUAAGCAGCUUUAGCUAUAGUGACAGGAGCUACCUUUUUGCUGUCCAUCAUUUUGGAUGUUCCAUUUAUUUAUUUUACAAUCUUUUUAAAAUGCUGUCACCUUCCGGGGUGCUUGUGCUGCUUUGAAAGAGCUAAUGGACCCUGCACUACAAAGAGCUGCAGGCCAAGGCCAGCGAGCUCUGCGCGGGUCACCUCUGCGAAGACAUCACCAUGGCAACAAACAACAAUACAACAGGACACAUCCCUAUCUCCCUUUGGUCUUUCAUUUGCCUCUUGAAGUCAGAUAUACACAGAAGAAACGUGUGUGUGUGUGUGUGUGUGUGUGUGUGUGCGUGUGCGUGCACUUGUGAGUUUCUUUUUUGAAUUUGUUUCUUUUGAUUCUUUUCAGUUCUGUGAUAAUUUUAUUGUGGGGGUUUCAAACAAAAAUGAAAGGAAAAGUGACAUGCUGUCAUCUUUUAAAAAUUUGUGAACGAGACAAUAAAUGUAAUCUUUUGACAAAAGA
This is a messenger RNA of Anguilla rostrata (American eel), 4937 nucleotides long. RefSeq names its product reticulon 4 receptor-like 2 a (gene rtn4rl2a). Gene Ontology annotation, molecular function: protein binding. NCBI's taxonomy places the organism in Eukaryota, Metazoa, Chordata, Actinopteri, Anguilliformes, Anguillidae. The record is from RefSeq and is a predicted model, not a curated record. The transcript is spliced from 3 exons. The coding region runs from base 118 to 1512 and encodes 464 amino acids.